Molecule: messenger RNA, 957 nt
Organism: Oikopleura dioica
Lineage: Eukaryota; Metazoa; Chordata; Appendicularia; Copelata; Oikopleuridae
Source: the annotation of a GenBank genome assembly
AUGAGUAAUGAUGAAGAAGAGGAAUUCGUCUUCAGCGAUAAAUACAGCCCGGAAUUUAUCGCGAAUUUGCGGGAAAAAUUUAAGGAACGCUGUAACAGACAAAAUACAGGAACAAUCGGAUCAACCGAAGAUUCAGUUGGAAUUCUUGGAAAAAUAACGGCCGGACUCCAGUCUGUCUCAGAGACAAUAAAUGAUAUCAAAGAUCAGCAGAAGACUUAUGGUCUUGGAACACUCAAAUUCAGCCUGGCUUAUGAUUUCGCUAGCUCGACGUUUAUAGUGAAAAUCAUGAAAGCAGAUAAACUCCCCGCUAUGGACAUUUCCGGCACCUCCGAUCCUUACGUCAAAGUAUGCCUGCUUCCCGACAAGAAAAACAAGCUGGAAACAAAAGUGAGGAGGAAAACUCUCAACCCUCAGUGGAACGAAACUUUGGUCUUUCAAAAUUACCCCUAUGAAAAGAUUUCCCAGCGAGUCUUGUACCUUCAGAUGAUGGACUGGGAUCGGUUUUCAAGAAAUGAUCCUAUCGGCGAGGUCUUCGUUCAACUGAAUCGAAUUCACCUAUCAUCAGACGCCCAAAUCUUCACCGAGCCCCUCGCUCCCUGCACAGCUACACAAAAACGCGGCCAGCUAUUAAUCUCGCUCAUGUAUGUCCCUCUUGAGGGCCGUCUCGUCCUGGGGAUCAUCAAAGGCUCAAACCUCCGCGCGAUGGAUCUCAACGGCUCAUCUGAUCCUUAUACGAAGAUAUGGCUUCAUCAUCGAGGGCAAAGGAUGGAGAAAAAGAAAACUGCUGUCAAGAAGAACACGCUGAACCCGGAGUUCAAUGAGCAAUUCGAGUUUUAUAUCCCAAUGGAGAAGUUGAAGGACUAUACGCUGGAAGUUAUUGUGAUGGAUAAGGAUAGAAUCGGAAGAAACGAGUGUAUCGGAAAGGUAGGAAUAUGUGGAGGAGCAGAAGUGAUGUAG